CAGAAUCACAUCCCAUCCCAACCAUUGCCAAUCUAUGAUGACGAUCCCAUGCAAUUCGUUCGACUACGCAAUGCUCAAUGGCGUAUCAACGAUUCCAACAAGUGGAAGCGGUUAAGCCAUCUCCAAGGCACUAUCAAAAGAAACUACUCCUCGUACGAGUACCACGGACAGCUCACUGAUACCCAACGACUCAGUACAUCGGUGGUAUCCCCUCAUCUCGAGUUCUUGGCGGGACUGAACGUAAGUCGAGAAGUUCCCGCUCUAAUGAUGUUCGCUCAAGCCAAGAUGAAUAAAAAGCUUGGAACCGCAAAAGUGGUCAAGACGUACUCUGCUUCAAGUGGUAGCAGCUCUAAAAAAGAUUGUAGGCGCAAAGUUGAGCAACAGACGAAGAAAAGCAGUACGAAAAGUGCUAGUAUAGUUUGCGCACCUCGUAUCGCUGAGGCCGACAUCAAAAGGCUUCAGCCACAGUACCCCAUAUUGCCUGAGAGCGAUUGUAGCUGUGACAGACAGCCUUGCCCGUUUGACAAUAUCAUAGACAGAACCAUGGAUUUAGAGUAUCUACGGCAGAAGUUGGGUGUCAAACACGAAGGUUUGACACAAGAUUGCAGCAACUUUGGACAACGUAUAAAUAAAAAACAAGCUCUCCAGCAACUUAUCAAAGCCGGAUCUAGUAAUUCGUGCUGCAACAAAGACAGUAGCAGAAGCAGAGUUGAUAAAUGUGGCGCUAGUGGUGACGACGAUGAUUGCAACAAGCCAAAGAAGAGUUGUGAAAUAAUCAAAACUGUGGAAAAAGAAUGCGAGGCUCGUGAAGACCGAGGUCAGUGCGUCAUAACUAAAGAAGAAAGGGUUUUGAGCAAAGAGGAAAAGCGAUAUAUAAAAGCAAAGGAAGAUCCAUGCGAAAAAAAGGUGUACGUGUGCGCUCAAGAAGAAACAGAAAGUUGCGAAGUCGUCCAGGACCCCUGUGAGAAGGAACCCGUAGGUAAAGAGUCAUGGUGGCAAAGGCUAAUCGACUUUUUCAAGGCCAGGCCAGGUUGUCCCCCACCAGAAGAAUGGAAGAGAAAAGCUCUGCGUGAAAAAGCAGAAAAAGCAGCAAAAGCAGCUGGACUCAUAGUAUGUGAUCCCAAAGACCUGCCUGCAGACAUCGUCUGCAAGUGCAAAAGCCUUCCGAAUGUUAUAACUCCAACAGUCGAGAAGGAGGAUGAGUGUGAUACAUUUGAGGAGAAGGACCCAUGUCAAAGUUCUGCGAAGAUGUCCGGCAGUCAUAAAAGAUGUGGCACAACUGUUACAUCCAUAACAAGCAAGAGAUGUUUCUCUAGCAAGGCCAACAGCAAAGCACUGGAAGAGAUCAACAAGUCGUUGGAGGAAGCAGAAAAGAGAGAACUGGCUAAGAAGAUUGUGCAGUCUGUAAAUCAGAUGCUGACUGGGAGUGAUGUCGAGGAAGUGGGUGAUGAAAAUUUCGAAUCAGCAGAAGGCGCUAUCAGCGAUAACGUCUCUACCGGGAACAAUAAAUCCAAUAUGUUCAACAGCAGCCAAAAGAUGAACCAAGAGCCUGCUAAUUUGACAUGUAGAACGUAUUUGACACGUAUAAGGUCUACCCCGCACUUCUUGGACGUCAUGUUCCAUGACAAGGCUGACGACGAGUUCUCCGGCUAUCAACGGGCAAGAGCUUUUGUUGCCUUUCAGGAGUAUUUCAGCAAAAUCGACACCGUUACAGAGAUCAACUACGACGAUAUCGAAAAAGCAAAAACGAAAAAAAUAUUGAGUGAACUUGAUAAGCUCUUGGAGGAUACUAAGAAGAAAUCCAACAAGAAUGGUUGAGCGAGCUCAUAGAAGAACGUGGAGUUUGGUUUUUUGUGGAUUUAAAAAAUUGUCGUUUAGUCACAACUAUAUUAUGAUGUCCAAAAUUUAUACAGUUUAUGCUUGACAAAAUUCUGUAAACUGUA
Messenger RNA from Acanthoscelides obtectus, 1943 nucleotides. Lineage: Eukaryota; Metazoa; Arthropoda; Insecta; Coleoptera; Chrysomelidae. The record is from the annotation of a GenBank genome assembly.